AUGUAUUUGUCAGCAGGUGUAUCGGCUCAUUCACGGCCUGAUGAUCACAGUCAGGAGAAGGUGGUUUCGGUCUGCCCGGUGAAGGAUCUCAUCACAGAAGAGAAGCCUCAUCAUUCCCAUGCGCUGGAGCUGAAGCGAGAAGAUCCCGUCACAUCCUCACCAGAGCCGGAGGAAGAGGAGCUCGGCGGCCUGGAGUUUGAGAUGAAGAUCGAACAGGUGGAGGAGCUUGUGGAUCAGAAGCUGAAUCAAGUUCAAGCAGAACAGAAGAACGAAACCCGUCGUGAAGACGGAAACUCGUGGCGUUCGAAAGCGUUCGACGAUCCGGAGAGUCUGGUAGAGCAACGAUCCCAGAUGCUUCCAGAUUCGAACGUGAUGAUGGAGGAUCCGGCGGCGCAGGCUUCAUCUGGUUUGUUCUUUUUCGGCUUUGGCGUUUCUGGAGACGUUGAGUACGGAUUGAAUCUUCCUCGACAGGAACGCUCAUCCGGAUCCGGCGACUCGGCGGCAUUCUCGUUCUCGCGGCCCAGACCGUUCCGCUGUGAGGAAUGCGGGAAGGGCUUCACGCAGCGGAUGCGUUUGAUCACGCACAGACGAGUGCAUACAGGCGAGAAACCCUUCCGCUGUCAGUUGUGCGGGAAAACCUUCUCCAGACAGGACAACUGUCUCCGGCACGUGCGCCUGCACAGCGGACAGAGAUGUGUAUCGGCUCAUUCACGGCCUGAUGAUCACAGUCAGGAGAAGGUGGUUUCGGUCUGCCCGGUGAAGGAUCUCAUCACAGAAGAGAAGCCUCAUCAUUCCCAUGCGCUGGAGCUGAAGCGAGAAGAUCCCGUCACAUCCUCACCAGAGCCGGAGGAAGAGGAGCUCGGCGGCCUGGAGUUUGAGAUGAAGAUCGAACAGGUGGAGGAGCUUGUGGAUCAGAAGCUGAAUCAAGUUCAAGCAGAACAGAAGAACGAAACCCGUCGUGAAGACGGAAACUCGUGGCGUUCGAAAGCGUUCGACGAUCCGGAGAGUCUGGUAGAGCAACGAUCCCAGAUGCUUCCAGAUUCGAACGUGAUGAUGGAGGAUCCGGCGGCGCAGGCUUCAUCUGGUUUGUUCUUUUUCGGCUUUGGCGUUUCUGGAGACGUUGAGUACGGAUUGAAUCUUCCUCGACAGGAACGCUCAUCCGGAUCCGGCGACUCGGCGGCAUUCUCGUUCUCGCGGCCCAGACCGUUCCGCUGUGAGGAAUGCGGGAAGGGCUUCACGCAGCGGAUGCGUUUGAUCACGCACAGACGAGUGCAUACAGGCGAGAAACCCUUCCGCUGUCAGUUGUGCGGGAAAACCUUCUCCAGACAGGACAACUGUCUCCGGCACGUGCGCCUGCACAGCGGACAGAGAUGAAGAACGCCGAUCCCAACGCUUUGUCUCAAAGUGAGAUUUCUGCAUAUUGUAACUAGGGCUGCACGAUAAAUCGAAAUUAAAUCGCUGCGAUUGUCAUGCGCAUCUAGUCAGUGAAGCAUGGUUCUGUGAUCAGUAGUAAAUCUCCAUCCGAAGGCCAGCCAACCUAAAGAGAAGAAAUCCAGAAAAUCCCUAUAGCGGUAGCUGAAUAAACUGAAGAUUUAACUGCUUUCAUUGAUUCAGCGUGACUAAUAAACACAUGACUACAACAA
Molecule: messenger RNA, 1643 nt
Organism: Sinocyclocheilus grahami
Lineage: Eukaryota; Metazoa; Chordata; Actinopteri; Cypriniformes; Cyprinidae
Product: zinc finger protein 594-like
Exons: 2
Coding region: 1-1374 (457 amino acids)
Biological process (GO): embryo development; regulation of transcription by RNA polymerase II
Cellular component (GO): nucleus
Molecular function (GO): DNA-binding transcription factor activity, RNA polymerase II-specific; RNA polymerase II transcription regulatory region sequence-specific DNA binding
Source: RefSeq, a predicted model, not a curated record